UUCCUGUGAAAUUACGGAAUCCUUAAAUGAAUACUAAUACUGCAGCUACCCUAAAGGAGGACAUGGACCUCUGUUUCCAAGCUGCCAUGCACAUAAAUCCUAAGCAAUCAGUCUAAAGCUUCGCAGCCUUUUCAGUGAGCAAACCUCACUUGUGUCGACAGAGUAACUCUUGAAAAAAUGAAAUUACACAUGGAAUUGGGCUCAAAACUCCCCAGAGGACAAAAAUACCUUUGGCCGUGUCAGAGAAGUGCUUGAGAGAGCUUGCACUUGCAGAUUAUGUUCCCGUAAACACGCAGGGAGGAAGCAGGAGCAGGAAAUACCGGUGCUGCCGCGCCGGGCUCCCGCCGGAGCCCAUGCCCCUGGUUUGUGCGCAGGGAGCAGGAGAUGGGGAUCGGGGACGGGCUGCGCAGCUUCAGCAUCAGCAAGAGCCUCCCUGCCUUUAUGAGCAGCUUCCAACCGGCAGCCAACGCUGAUUUAAUACUAAUGCUUUUUUGAUGAAUUGUCUCUUAGUCUGUUUUGAAUACUUUCUGCAUGAUUAAUUAAUGUACUGAAAUAAAUUAAAUUGCCUUGUUAAACUUUACGCUAGUAUGUACAAACAGGCGGCUGGUAGUCACGGCUCUCAUUCGAUAUUUUAUCUAAUCUUCGCGUUCUCAAGGACGGGGCACUGCUUGUUAUCUAAAAGCCACUUAACUGCGUGAAAACGUGAUGUCAUGCGUCUCUAAAUAUGUGUAGGUAUUUGUGCUCAGUCUGUUGAGAAACAGGCUGGAAUAUAGCGAGAUGUACGUAAUUACAUUCUUCUAAUGAUAACAAAACCCACUUGAAAUUGGCAAGAGAUGAAAACCUGCAGCCUCAUAUAUGGAAUUUUGCUUGAGUAAAGCGUUCUGUAACAUUAUGCUGGGAUAAAACGGCGUGAUUCAUCGCUGGAAGGACACUCCCAUCUGGAGCAGAUAGUUAGAAAUCACUCGCCAUUGACCCUCCUGAGCGCUGGCAUCAGCUCCUUGGAGAGGAGAAGCAGCAGGGGCAGCGGCCAGACACGCAGUGGGCACGUUUGUUCCAUGACGGAGCAGCCUGGCUGCCACAGGACGGAGCCGGGGCACUCACGGAGCACGCAGACGGAGCUCCCACUGAAGGGAGCCGGGAACCGGCCGGCGGAGAGCACCAGGAGGAUGUCCCCGGGGUCCCCGCUCCGCUGAGGGCGCGAUGGGAGCCCCCUGAACGGCGGGGCUGAAAAUACAUGGUGCAAAGGUGGAAAGAAGCUUAACCAAGGUGGUGGUGCAGACUUGUGUGCGGUGAGAAGACUGCAGCCAGUGGAGGUGCAGAGCCUCUGGAAUCGCUGCCCAGGAUCCCGCACAGCUGCUGAAGCUUCAGUUCACAUUUGUCUUUGGACAGCGUUUCAGAAGCGGAAAUUCUUACCUGCAGCGAUAAGGGAACUGCGUGGAGGAAACGCAAAGAACAGUGAGAUAACUUGCAGGAGCUGGGAAAGUCACGCUGGUAACGUGCCCGAGGAGCGAUUACUUGCCUGCAUCCAGGAGCAGAUCUUCCAGCAUCGCCCUGCGUGUAGCUCCUUCGGCUUCGCGUACCGCUCAUAAAUAAUCGUCCUAGCACGGCGUGGUGUGAGCUUUCUGACCGCUGCCGCACUCCCAGGGCCACCGCAUGAGCACGGCCUCGGCGGGCGAUGGCCUCGCAGCCCAGGCUGGCCCGCGUCCUGCUGCUCGGCCUCGUGGCUGGCUGGCUGAGGGCCGCGCAGCCCCGGGACUUCACGGUGAAGGACAUCGUCUACCUCCACCCCUCCACCACGCCAUUUCCUCAUGGAUUUAAAUGCUUCACCUGUGAAAAGGCAGCAGAUAAUUACGAAUGCAACCGCUGGGCUCCGGAUGUCUACUGUCCAAGAGGUACAAGGUACUGCUUUAGCCAACACAUGAUGAAAGUUACCGGGGAAAGCGUAUCCGUCACCAAGCGCUGUGUGCCACUGGAGGACUGUCUGUCUACUGGAUGCACAUAUGUAAAGCACGAGGAAUACAAGGUAUGCACUUCCUGCUGCGAAGGCAGCAUCUGCAAUUUGCCACUCCCAAGGAACACAACAGACGCCGUGUUCACGACCCUGUCCCCGCUCAGCAGCACAAAAGGACUUUCCUGUCCCGUAACGCUGACAGCCGCCUGCCUCCUGUUGGGGUUCCUCUCGUAGCAUCGCCUUGUGCUGCUCCACGUGGCACACGGACACGAGGAUCCAGCCUCCUCACAUGUGCUUGGGACCUGCGUUUUGGAGCUGUCUUUGAAAAACUGACUUUUGUUAACAGUGAACUGGUGAUCCUGGUAUGUAGAUGAAUUUGAAGGGGGUUAAAAAACCAUGUUUCUUUACCGUUUUCUGAAGAAACUCAUGCAAAACGUGUCCAGAAUUAGGGCUUAGACUGAUGCAUACGCUUUUCUAAAUGUCUGUCUUUUCUCCAAGAAUUUUUUUUAUUUAGAAGCACUCCAUCACUGCCACCUCCUGUUAUCACCACUUGCUCAGUCGAAACUUUCUCGUUUUCAUCAUUUGGCGCAGCAAUUGCUCCAGUUAGCCCGCUUUGAGAACGUGUGGUAAAUCGCAUAGAGCUGCUCUGCCUCUGCAGGCUUUACCUUCUUUCCUCCCCUCUCUUCUCCUCUCCUCCUGUCGGAGGGGGGACAAGCCAUGCGCUGCAAGGAGCAGGUCGGAAAGGAGCCAUGGCAGCUUGGGGCCAUCCAGCACCACACCACGUGGGUUCUUCCUCCGAGGCUGUCCACAGCCAGCAAGAAGCGGCACCCCACAACAGCCCGCACUUCGCCACAUAGGUGGGUUGUAUUUGGGUGUCAAGGCAGAGGGACUCCAAAACUGGAGCUCCUGAAGCAGUGCUGGGAGGGAGGUGGAUGAACAAGCCCUGACCUCCACGCGGGGAGCUGGCAGCUCUGGCUUUGUGGUGCCAGCGUUGGGGCGUUUACACGUCUCUGCGCUCUGGCACGUGGUCCUGUGAGCUGUCACCUUGGUCCCGAUGCAUCAAAAGAGGCUUGAGCAGGACUCCAAGCAUGAAUAACCCUGCUGAGCCACACGCCGUGGGCACCUUGGUCCACAAGCGACGGGGAGCGGCAGGUAAGCGAGGUGAGGCUGGCCUCUGCAUGGCUCCUGCUGUGGUGUCUCCCCAGUGAAUUAGUAUCGGUCGUUUCUUCACGACUUCAGAGUUAUGCACGCAGCAUCACUGAGGUACCGGGAGCUUUAAGUUGAAAAGGUAAAAAUUGAGAGAGAGGAGUAGGCAAUGGCAGUCUGGACAAGGGGACACACGGUUACUGCAUGAGAGAGGCUGGAUCCUGAACAGCCUGUCUCGUUUUGUUGACACACUGCCAUUGCAGAGUAUGGAAUACCACUGGCUGCAGCUUUGUGUUGGUGACCUGUGGUUCUGCUUUUGUUUGGACAUAGUGUAUGCAAUAUUUAUUUUUGUAUGUUGAGUAGGCUCUAAAGUGUUCAAACAGUACUUAACACAGUUAUUGCCAGGAAAGAAAAAAAAAAAAAGGUGGUUUUGCAAAUGGGUAAGCCUGUAGUAUAUAAAUUAUCAUAAAUAUAUAUAUAUAUAUAUAUAUAUAUAAUGUUUUGCAUCACUGUUGAAAAAGAAUUGACUUUGUUUUGCAAGGUCAGUUAUAAAAACAGGGUGUCCGUGGACUUCUUUUAAAGCUAAACAAUUAUUAUUUUUUUAUUUAAAAAACCCCACCAUAGUCAUAAAUUGUUCUUUGAUGGGCUAAUUUUGGCUAGUCGUGCUCCAAGGUAACUUGGACAUUUUGAUGUGAGAUAAGUAUUUUUAAAAUUUACAUAUAUACUUAUUGUCAAAAUUGAACUUUGAGCACUGGUUCUUUCAUUUUUUUUUACCUUUGCAUAUAAAAACUAAUCUUUCAAGGACAGCCUAGCUGCUGGCACUCAAAACCUUGCAUUUUGAAGUCCUUUCAGUUCUCCUGUGACUUGCUCACAGCUCUCUAGUGUUAAGGGGGUAGUUGCAAUCUGCUAUUUUAUGCCAGUUAGACCUACCUUGGAGACCCUGAAAACAAAUCGGCCGUGCUGUGUCCGGCCUGUGCCCUCCUGUGCCAGCUCUCGGGAGCAGAGCUGGGUGCUGGCUGCUGGCAGAGCUGCUUGCUGCGUGUGCCCUGGGAGCAGGACAGAGGGGACGAGUUCUUCUCCUACUGCAAUUUAAAUAUUUAGUGAUUACUAUUAUCCUGCAGAACUGGAGCUGGGGUUGGGAAUGCCCUCGUGCUUCAGCUGUUCCGGUGUGCGGCCUCCCCGUGUUUGCCCCAUCCUGUGCAGGUGGUGGCUGUUCAGCAGUGGGAUUCUUUAACCUAACUCUCCCAACCUAACCUGUGCUAUGAUAACUCCAAACCCGCUGCCUAUAACCACGUGGAUCACGCUGCCCAAGGGGCAGUUUCCUUCCCAGGGAGCUGGAGGAGCGCUGCCGCCACGCGAGGAGGUGCCAGCGGGGAGGUGACACGUGUGCCACCGCCAGCUGCCUGACGAGUGGCAGAGAGCCACCCGCCACCAGGAGCAUCUGGCAGAGAGCUGCCUUUGGGCUGUGCUCGGGUGGACCUCAGGCAGACCGGAGACAUUUCGGGGCACCUGGUAGCGCUCCCUGCCCACAAAGACUGCAACUCCACCGAUCCAGGUCAUACAUCAGCAUUACAGAGGCGUUGGAGCAAGCUGGGUACUUCAACUCCCUUUGCAGUCAGUGAAGGAUAAGGUGGCCUUCUUCAUAUGCCAAGGUGGGGGCAAAUUGUGUCAGCUGCGGCAUGCGAUGGGACUGAAAAGAGCGAGUCCAGGGGAUGGAGAAGAAGCUGAGACCCUGCACGACUCUCCCCCCGUUGGGGGUCUCUUAGAGCAUUUAAUGCUGAGCUGCACCAUAUUUAUUGUCAUGCUCUAGAUAGGUGAUAUUCUCUUUAAAUGUCUAAUUUUUUUUUUAAACUAUUGUAAAUGCUGUACAUUUGUAUAAAUAAAUGUUUUAAAUCUUCA
Messenger RNA from Cygnus olor (mute swan), 4996 nucleotides. It is a transcript of the gene LYPD6, whose product is annotated as LY6/PLAUR domain containing 6. Gene Ontology annotation, molecular function: acetylcholine receptor inhibitor activity. Lineage: Eukaryota; Metazoa; Chordata; Aves; Anseriformes; Anatidae. The coding region runs from base 1676 to 2185 and encodes 169 amino acids. The record is from RefSeq and is a predicted model, not a curated record. Gene Ontology annotation, biological process: positive regulation of canonical Wnt signaling pathway. The transcript has 8 exons.